Messenger RNA from Uranotaenia lowii, 3969 nucleotides. RefSeq lists its product as uncharacterized. The transcript is spliced from 2 exons. Gene Ontology annotation, molecular function: zinc ion binding; nucleic acid binding. The record is from RefSeq and is a predicted model, not a curated record. Gene Ontology annotation, biological process: DNA integration. The coding region runs from base 1 to 3969 and encodes 1322 amino acids. NCBI's taxonomy places the organism in Eukaryota, Metazoa, Arthropoda, Insecta, Diptera, Culicidae.
AUGGCCCCGAACGAAGUCAGGGACAAAUGGGUGCGUUACAAACGGCAAUUUGAAUAUUUGGCACUAGCCAAUAAUGUAACCAACAAAACCCGUUUGAAAAAUAUUUUUUUGGCUAGAGCAGGGCCAGACGUCCAAGAAAUAUUUGCUAGCAUUCCUGGAGCAGACGUCGAGGAAGCUAGAGGAAUAGAUGCGUUUAAAGUGGCAAUCGAAAAAUUGGACGAGUAUUUCGCUCCUAAGCAGCAUGAAGCGUACAAACGGUUCCUAUUCUGGUCAGAAAAACCAACCGAUAUGAACGGACCGAUGGAUAAGUUUCUUUUGAAAUGUAUGGAAUUAGCCAGCAGCUGUAAUUUCGGGGGAAACAAACAGGAAAGCUACGAAAUAAGUAUUAUUGACAAAAUAGUCCAGUUGGCCCCAUUAGAACUUCGCGAAAAACUUCUUCAGAAAGAAGUUCUUACCCUGGACGAUGUUAUGAGAAUGGUAAACAGUUACCAAUCAGUAAAAUUCCAAGCAAAUCAAAUGUCGACCUCCAGUGAACCAUCGGGUUCGAUUGAAGUGAACAGAAUCGAGAACAAUAAUGCAACUCCCAAAUACGGUUGUUCCAGAUGUGGUGAACGUGGGCAUAAAGGGGACGACAGUGAAUGUCCCGCUUUACAUGAGUACUGCAGGAAAUGUAACCGGAAAGGACAUUAUGCUAGAUGUUGCCGGUCACAACAAAAUUACACACGUCGUGUGACGCGUCCUCCACCUAAACGUGGCCAUGGAUCUAGUGGUGGUCUUGCGGGCAGCCCAAAACGAUCGAGAUAUCAGUCGGUUAGGAAUAUCGAAUUGAACGAUCCAGGUAAUUAUACUAGUUUUGUGUUCAAUAUCGGAGACGGGGAUGAGCUUCUCUGGGUGACGGUUGGCGGCAUACUCAUUCAGGUUCUUAUUGACUCCGGGUCUGAAAAGAAUAUAAUAGAUGAUGUGACAUGGCAAAAAAUGGAAGCUAGUGGUGUUGAAGUUAAAGCUCGUAGAUUACAGUCAAAUCAGAAAUUUAAAGGAUACGGAAAGUCAUCACAGCCCUUGCUGGUUAAAGAAUUUUUUGAAGCAACCAUCGCUAUCGAAACUCCGGAUAAACGUAUUGAAAAAGAAGCCACCUUUUACGUGAUCCAAGGGGGUUCACAGUGUCUAUUAGGUCGUGUCACCGCGAAAGAAUUAGGUGUUUUAGUCUUGGGUCUACCUAGCACUCAACCAAUGGAGAUUUUCAAUCUACAGAUUUCUAGAAAACAACCGUUUCCUAAAUUUAAAGGAAUCCAACUCGAUAUUUCAAUUGAUAAGUCUAUUACUCCGGUUGUUCAGCAUGCACGCCGCCCGCCUGUUGCUCUUCUCCAAAAGAUAGAGCACAAAUUAGAAUCUUUACUUGUUGCAGACAUAAUAGAGCCAGUAAAUGAGUACAGUGAAUGGGUCUCUCCUUUAGUUGUCAUUGUUAAAGACAACGGGGAACUCAGGUUGUGCGUUGACAUGAGAAGAGCAAAUCAGGCAAUCAAACGAGAAGCCUACAUGAUGCCAACUUUCGAAGACUUCCUGCCGAAACUGAAAGAAGCUCGUGUAUUCAGUAGAUUGGACAUAAAAGAUGCGUUCCAUCAAAUAGAGCUCAAAGAAUCCUGCAGAUAUAUAACCACUUUUAUAACACACAAAGGGGUUUUCCGAUACAAGCGACUUAUGUUCGGCAUUUCAUGCGCCCCAGAGAUGUUCCAAAUGAUUAUUGAACAGAGUUUAUCAGACUGCGAGAAUACUGUCAACUUUGUUGAUGAUAUUUUGGUUUUUGGCGAAACAGAGAUUGAACACAACCGGGAAUUGGAAAAAGUAUUAGCAAUAUUGAAGGCUAAAAAUGUUCUGCUGAAUUUUGAUAAAUGUGUUUUUAGAACUAAAGAAGUAACAUUUUUGGGCCAUCACAUUUCAGCAAAGGGCAUCAAACCGACAAAUGAUAAAAUAGCAACAUUAAAAACUUUCAGAUCACCUGAAACAGUUGAAGAGCUUCAAAGCUAUCUCGGAUUAGUCACCUACAUAGGGAGAUUUUUACCAGAUCUGGCAACGGUUACUGCUCCACUCCGAGCAUUAACGCAUACAGGAACUCCGUUCGUUUGGGAGGAUGUACAGGAAAAAGCAUUCAACAAGUUAAAGGAAAUGAUAUCUGAUAUUAAAACAUUAAAAUGUUUUGAUAACUCUCUACGUACCCGUUUGAUCGUCGAUGCUUCACCCGUGGGACUAGGUGCGGUACUGGUCCAGUUUAAGGAUCCAAAAGAUGAUUGCAACCCUCGCAUUAUUUCAUAUGCUAGUAAAAGUCUCAGCCCAACAGAAAAAAGGUAUUGCCAAACUGAAAAGGAGGCGCUGGCAAUAGUUUGGGCGGUAGAACGCUUCUCGGUGUAUCUCCUAGGGAGAAAGUUCGAGUUAGAAACUGACCAUAAGCCGUUAGAAGCCAUAUUUUCAACCACAUCUCGACCCUGUGCUCGAAUAGAGCGCUGGAUAUUACGGCUACAAGCUUACUCCUAUGUAGUUCGUUAUAGAAAAGGCUCAACCAAUAUUGCCGACCCACUCUCGCGGCUUUCUAAAGUGAUUGACGAAAAAGAUUUCGAUGGUGAUAACGAAUUUUUAAUUUUGGCUGUUAUGGAAUCUGCAGCUAUUGAUACCAGUGAGCUUGAAAAAGCUUCACAGGAAGAUGAAGAGCUUAAACUCGUUCGUGAAAGCAUCCAAACUGGUAAAUGGGGAUUACAAUCAGUUAAACCGUAUGAAACGUUUCGAACAGAACUUGGCUUCGUAGGAGAUUUGUUAGUACGUGGUAGUAAAUUAAUUGUACCCCAAAUACUACGAGCUAGAAUGCUUGCCUUAGCUCAUGAAGGCCAUCCGGGUGAAACUGUAAUGAAACGUCGCUUAAGAGAUCGCGUUUGGUGGCCUGGAAUGGAUCGUGAGAUUGUCAAGCACGUGACUUCUUGUGAAGGAUGCAGGUUAGUAACUCUUCCUGAAAAACCAGAACCAAUGCAUCGUAGGCAGAUGCCAUUAAAAGCAUGGGUUGAUGUAGCAUUGGAUUUCCUAGGUCUAUUACCUUCUGGGGAGUACCUUUUAGUUAUUGUAGAUUACUACAGUAGGUACAAAGAGAUUGAAGUAAAGUCACAAAUAACCGCUAAGGAAACCACAAUUCGACUCCAUAAGAUUUUCACCAGGCUAGGGUUUCCUGUCACAAUUACACUAGACAAUGCAAGGCAGUUCGUUAGUCAAACGUUUGACGAUUACUGCACGAACCAUGGUAUUCAUCUUAAUCAUUCAACACCCUACUGGCCUCAGGAAAACGGGUUGGUUGAAAGGCAGAAUCGUUCGCUGCUGAAACGCCUUCAAAUCAGUCAUGCCAUGGGAAGAAACUGGAAAGAAGAUUUAUACGACUAUCUCAUGAUGUAUUAUACCACGCCUCAUUCAGUGACAGGUAAAACCCCCACGGAAUUAUGUUUUGGUAGAACGAUUCGAUCCAAAAUUCCUUCACUAACUGACGUUUCGUAUCAACCAACUGAUGAUGAUGUACGCGAAGCAGAUCAAAUUUCCAAGCAAAAAGGAAAAGAAAGGGAAGAUGAGAAACGAGGUGCUAAGUUCUCGAGUUUACAAUCUGGAGAUACGGUGUUAAUGAAAAAUUUACUGCCAGGAAACAAACUCACACCAGCAUUUGACCGUCAGGAGUAUACCGUAGUACAGAAACGAGGGCCUAGGGUCACUAUCCGUAACAAAGACACUGGUAAAGUUUACGAACGUAAUGUUACACAUGUGAAACGUGUACCUGAUAGCGAAGCAUUAACAGAUGCAUCUAAAUCAUCGGAAGCACCAACUACAGAAGACCCACCCCGUCUCAUGAGUAAUCAAGAAGCUAUUUUAACCCCUGAUAAUUCCAGGUCACGGCGAGAUAUAAAAUUACCGAGCAGAUAUGAUGAUUAUAUAAUCGACGUCUAA